This is a messenger RNA of Caenorhabditis briggsae, 1440 nucleotides long. The transcript has 4 exons. NCBI's taxonomy places the organism in Eukaryota, Metazoa, Nematoda, Chromadorea, Rhabditida, Rhabditidae. Bases 1 to 1440 code for a protein of 479 amino acids. Gene Ontology annotation, biological process: protein dephosphorylation. Gene Ontology annotation, molecular function: protein tyrosine phosphatase activity. The record is from RefSeq and is a predicted model, not a curated record.
AUGAAGAAACUCAUAACUAGUAAAGCUUCUCAAAACAACAGCAAACCGAAGGAGAUGGCAAAAGGAUCGAGGAAACCGAAACCACGUGGAUUGGACGAUAAAGAAGAGCAAUCAACAGCCAAGUCUUCUAGAAAUACGAAGCGUACAAAGAAGAAGAAUCCGGUUCAGUCGCCAGCAAUCUCCCCCGGACCAAAGUCUCAGGUGCAACCGAAGAAAGACAAGAACGAUGUGAGUAUUGCUGAGGAUGAGAUGAUACCCGGAUCAGCCAUCUCCACCAUAAGCACUGUUUCAACUGUUUCAACUGCUGGAGUCAUGGAUCUUCCCCCACAGACUCCGCCGAAGAAAGAGGUAGUUGCAUCGACUCGUAAGACCAAAGCAGUACACAGUGACCAGCCGUGUCAAUCGAAUAAGAAUGGACAUACUCCUACGGAGAAAUGGGUCGGAGAAGCUGCAGCGAAAUCAUGGAUGGAUAAGGCUGAUUUUGCCAAAGUGAAAGCUGACUUCGAAAAGAUUCAAUCAGUUUCUGUGAACAUCGAAAAGGAUUGUAAGAAGUGGAAAUCACACUCCAAAUUGAACCAAUCCGAAGACUAUCCAGCAUUGGAUGCAAAUCUGGUGAAGGUAGAAAACGAAUAUGUGAACAUGAGUCAAAUAGAUGUUCCCCUUGGACGAGGUGUUCUCGUUGGACAACUUCCAGUCAAAAAUUCGGAAGAAUCCUUUUGGAAAGCUGUCUUCGAGAAACACGUAGCCCACAUUCUUGUCAUCAUUGGUUCUGAAAGUUACGACUUUUUCCCACACAAAGUUGAAGACUACCGUAACUAUGGUCAGAUGUGGGUCAACAAUAGACGAGUGGAACAACUGAAUGAUGAUAUCUGCCGUUACAUGAUUGAAGUCUUGCCACAUGGAUGUUCCAAUUCGAUUGUUUGCAAUCUGACAGUUAUCAAAAACUGGAACAUCGACAGUGUUCAUGCCAAAUAUUCGGUUGUCAUCAAAGAGACAAUUGAGUUGACCACUUUUUUGUCGCAAGCGGCAAGUGAAGAAACUGCAUUGAUCAUUUCCCAUCAUGGUGCUGGUCGUGCUGGAUUCUUCCUUUCUCUUUCUGUUGCUGUCAACAAAUUGGAAUCGAAUACUGAGCCUUACAUCGCGGACAUCGUCAAAAAGAUUCGUGAUCAACGUCCGAAAGCAGUGGAGACACUGACUCAAUACGCUUCCCUGUACAUCUCGUUGUUCUAUUUCAUCAAAAAAAAAGUUGUGAAAGUGGACGGUGAUAAGAAAGCAUCUCCAUCUGAUCCUUUGGGAAAGAAAUCAGUUGAGUUGACACAAAGUUUCACGAACUCUUUGAUUGCCGAAGCAACGCAACCAAGUCUUAUGAGAUCAGCAAUGACGGAUGCCUCGAUUGCUGGAUCCACUGUAAUGAGUUCAGCCAUUUCCGGACAGAAAUGA